Molecule: messenger RNA, 3476 nt
Organism: Belonocnema kinseyi
Lineage: Eukaryota; Metazoa; Arthropoda; Insecta; Hymenoptera; Cynipidae
Product: fatty acyl-CoA reductase wat-like
Exons: 10
Coding region: 188-1627 (479 amino acids)
Biological process (GO): long-chain fatty-acyl-CoA metabolic process
Cellular component (GO): peroxisome
Molecular function (GO): alcohol-forming very long-chain fatty acyl-CoA reductase (NADP+) activity
Source: RefSeq, a predicted model, not a curated record
AUUUUGCGAUAAGAAAACUUCUAAAUUUUCAGUGCUUUUUUCAACAUUUAAAAAUUUAAAUUCGUUAUUAUGUCAGAAAUUCAGCAAUUUUACAACGGCGAAAAUAUUUUUGUCACAGUUUUGAGUAGCACUUGAAAAUUGAAAAAAAAAAGUGAACCAUUCUUCAAUACCAGGAGGCACAGGAUUUAUGGGGAAAAUACUGGUGGAAAAAUUAUUGCGUAGUUGUCCUGGCAUAGGAACUAUCUACAUUCUCGUAAGGACAAAACGAGGAGUGCGGCCAGAAGAUAGGAUCAAGGAAUACCUCGAUUCACCGAUUUUUGGUUUACUGAAGAAUGCGAAACCAAAUUACCAAGAAAAAGUCGUUGCUAUAAGUGGUGAUGCAACAAAAGCUGGUUUGGGGAUGAGUGCUGCUGAACGAGCACUUAUCACAAAAAAGGUAUCCAUUAUUUUCCACGCCGCCGCUACAGUAAGAUUCGAUGAAACUUUGGCAAUCGCUGUUUCAAUCAAUGUCAACAGUGUUAGAGAAAUUAUAAACAUAUCUAGGGAAUGCGAUAGAUUUAAGGCUGGUGUUUACGUUUCUACUGCCUACAGUUUCUGUCCAUUUGACACUAUUAAAGAAAAAUUGUAUCCUGCACCUAUGACCUACGAUGAAAGCAAUGCUAUUGUUCGUAUUAUCGAAAAACAAGAUUGGUCACAGAAACGAAUAGCGACAUUCACAGAAAGUGUCAUUGGAAAAUGGCCAAAUACUUACUCAUUCACAAAAGCGAUAGCAGAAGGAGUUAUUGCUGACGAGGCUAAAGACUUGCCAUUCUGUAUUUACAGGCCAUCCAUUGCAUUAGCGUCUUACAAAGAGCCUUUACCUGGCUACACGGACAAUUUACUUGGCGUCAAUGGUGUUGUAUUGGGAAUGGGAUUAGGAGUGUUUCACGUGAUGUGUCUGGAUGGAAAUGCUGUAGCAGAUGUAAUACCUGUAGAUAUGGCCUGCAAUGCCUUAAUAGCAUGUGCCUGGGCGACUGGUAUAAAAAAAGUCAGAGAUGAUGAAGUACCCGUGUACAAUUAUGUUUCUGGAACGGAAAAUCCAAUUACUUGGAACAGAUUUCGACAAAUUUUGUGCGAUUAUGCCGACAAAAACCCUUCCAAUUAUACUGUAUAUUAUUAUACCUCUACUUUUGUAAAAUCAUACCCUAUAUUCAUUUUAUUCGAUUUCUUUGUUCACUACCUUCCAGCUGUAUUGGUUGAUCUUGUUCUCAAGUUAAUGGGAAGAAAACCUAUGCUUAAAAAACUACAUAAAAAGGGACAUAAAGUUAUGAGAGCAUUACUGUUUUUUACUCAAGGGAGUUGGACAUUCGAAAACUUUAAAACACAAUCUUUGUGGAAUAGUUUGAGUGAAUCAGACAAAAACAUUUUUGGAUUUAAUAUGAAAUCAUGCAGCUGGACUGAUAUACUUAAAACACAUGGAGAUGGGAUGAGAAAAAACAUUUUAAAAGAAGAAAGAACUCCUGAAAAUACAAAAAAAGCUUUAAGAAAAAUGAAAGUACUGUACGUAAUACAUCAAGCAGUCAGGAUAUCCUUUGUGUACUUCGUUCUCUGGUCCCUUUGGAAAAUAUUCUCUUUCUUAUGGAAUUGAUGACGAUGUUCACCAAAUUUAGAAGAAUUGCCUCAUUAGAAAAAGUUACAAUCUGUAGCCAUCUGAGUCUUAUAAAUUAAGUAGAAUUAAAAUAAGCAUUUUUUGUUUUUAGAUUUAAAUUCACAAUUUUUAAAUUCUCAAUCAAUUCGAUGAUAAAUUUGACCGUCGUCAAAUAAACGGGCUUUUUAUGUGAAAAGUACUUAAUUAGUGAACCAUUCAUGCGCGGGAAAUUUGGCGCAUACGUUCAAUCGGCUAUAAUUUUGUACAGAAACAAAGAAAAAUAGUGAAAAUCACAUGUCGUUUCUCUAUGCACGUCACAAUUGUGUAAGCUGAAGUGUAAAGAGGCCAAUUCAGAAAUAUUAGCAAACAUUAUCCUCUUUGAACAUCAACUUAACGAACGCAUUCAAAUCAAGUACAGGCACCAAUUUUAAUUUAUGGUGCACGCGCUCUAUAUUGCAGUUAACAAAGCGAGUUAUUUUAAUAAAUAAAUACCAAGUUCAAUGAGUAGUAAAGAUAAACAGUAGUUGGCAAGGAUGAGGAGCGUGAAAGUUUGCCUAUAGGGCAAUAAAAGUUAGAGAAUAAAUAAAACUAAGACUGUUCGAAUUUUAUAGUGACCUAAUCUAUCUUUCGAUGGCGCUAAUUCACUGAAAAAUUGUCGCGACCGUGGCAAAAUUGAGGUGAGCAAGGUACUAAAUCCAUGGCAAAGAAUGCAAAGUAAAGUAAAAUUAUAAAUUGCUUUCAUAAGUCGUACACAUUUCCAACAAGUUUUUUACCAUACAUAAAUUUGUACUAAAUCACAUACGGUAUUUUCAAAAUGCGUAUGACUCAUGAUAGCUUAGUAUGGACAUGAACAACUACAGCUGUAGAAUAUCCUCAAUGUUGGUAAGGUAGUUUUCAUGGUCUCUAGUAAUAUAUCUGCCUCUUUGCUUCAGAGUUCUAGAAGACAAAAUAAUUUUUUUUGCUAGUUAUUUUCGGGCCAAAUAAGUAAAGACAGGAAUUUCGCUUUAACUGUUUUAUCUUUAAGAAGGUAAUAAAUAAAUUUAUAGACAAAAUGUAAUGUCAUACAUAAUCCUUCAUAUUAUAUUUCUCCUGUAUAUCUGCAUCUUUGGCGCAUUAAAUAAAGCCAGUCAUUAUUAAUUUAAAGUAUUAGUUAUAAGGAAGCAAUAAAUCAUGCUUGUUUUUCUCAUAACUAUAUGACACAGUAGAAAAUGCAACGAAAAAGUGAAAUAUAGCCUUGAAAAUGUUUGCGUGAAAUUCUGAAUUAAGAUAAGAAAUAACCUUCAACCUGUUCACGCAAAUUCAUCUCUCACAAUUGUGUAAUAUUAUUAUGCGUCUCUAUCGAAAAUGUUCUGAAAGCUUAGCAGGGUCACGAACCGCUGCAGUUGCAGAACGAUAUCUAAGUCGGUAAGUGUAGCGUGCGCAAAUAAUAAUUCGAUAUCUGAGUCAUUUGUCAUUAUAAGAAAUUAAGCGAUACGGUGUUCUAUGUGUAGAAUAUAGGUCAUAAUAUGAAUAGUAACUAAAAGAAACAACCGGUGACCGAUUAGAGCGAAUCUUGUUACGAAUUUUAAAACAAGCGCGGAGAUAAUGUAUAAUCGAGCUGUGCGGCAAAGCCGACGAUGACUAAAAAUAAAUACCGCCGUAGCAGCGAAGAUGUUGUGAUAUUCUGCGAACACUUGUAGGGCUGCGAAACUUCUCGAAUGAAGUCGGCAAGGUUCGAGAAAAACCUCUUGACACCUGUAUUUGUGAAGAAAAAUAAUUUAUUUUAUAACCUUUUUUGCGAUUAAAAGUAUAAAGCGGUGCCAGAGUGUCGUGAGCGCGAUAUUAAAAAAUCGCGCUCCGAACCAACACC